Molecule: messenger RNA, 2128 nt
Organism: Abrus precatorius (Indian licorice)
Lineage: Eukaryota; Viridiplantae; Streptophyta; Magnoliopsida; Fabales; Fabaceae
Product: enolase 1, chloroplastic
Exons: 7
Coding region: 224-1690 (488 amino acids)
Biological process (GO): glycolytic process
Cellular component (GO): phosphopyruvate hydratase complex
Molecular function (GO): magnesium ion binding; phosphopyruvate hydratase activity
Source: RefSeq, a predicted model, not a curated record
ACCUACCCCGCCACCCCCCUCCCGGGCUCGGAUUCAUGUGUCCCCAACAACCUCCAAAAGGCGUUAUUUUUUAAGUUUAAGCUUCGUUUGGGGUUAAGUUUCACCGCCCUUCAGCGGAGUUUUCCACAAGCACAGCUUUAGUAUAACCACACUCCCACACUCACUUCAACAUCUCACAAACUCGAAACACUUUCCAAAGAAGACGGAAAAUUAAGGCCAAACAAUGUCUUCAAGUCUGAUACCUCAACCAGCCACCAAAACACCCUCCUCUUUCCUUCCCUCUCGCCCUCUCCCGACCCGACAGAGCGUCCCUUUCCGCAGCUCGGGGCGACGCCUCGCCGUGCGCGCCACGGCCACGGCGGCGCCUUCGUCGGAGGCAGUGGCGAAGGCGUCAAGGGAGUGUAAGGUGAAGUCGGUGAAGGCAAGGCAGAUCGUGGACAGCCGAGGGAACCCGACGGUGGAGGUGGAUCUGCUGACUGACCAGCUUUUCCGAUCGGCGGUGCCGAGCGGUGCGUCGACGGGGAUUUACGAGGCUUUGGAGCUGAGGGAUGGAGACAAGAGCGUUUAUGGCGGUAAAGGCGUUCUCAACGCCGUUAGGAACAUCAAUGAGGUCUUGGCUCCUAAGCUUAUUGGCGUCGACGUUAGGAAUCAAGCUGAUGUGGAUGCUAUUAUGCUGGAAAUUGAUGGAACUCCUAACAAGUCUAAACUAGGGGCUAAUGCAAUACUGGGAGUUUCGCUGAGUGUGUGUAGAGCUGGUGCAGGAGCAAAGGGAGUGCCCCUGUACAAGCACAUCCAGGAGAUUUCAGGAACGAAGGAACUUGUUAUGCCAGUUCCAGCUUUUAAUGUUAUAAAUGGGGGAAGUCAUGCUGGAAAUAAUCUGGCUAUGCAAGAAUUUAUGAUACUACCAGUUGGAGCAACUUCAUUUGCUGAGGCACUCUGCAUGGGCAGUGAAGUUUAUCAUGUAUUAAAGGGGAUAAUCAAGGAAAAAUAUGGACAAGAUGCAUGUAAUGUUGGAGAUGAAGGAGGAUUUGCUCCCAAUGUUCAGGAUAACAGGGAGGGGCUGGUUCUACUCAUGGAUGCCAUUGAGAAGGCAGGUUAUCCUGGAAAGAUUAAAAUAGGUAUGGAUGUUGCGGCUUCAGAGUUUUACACUAAGGAUGGAAAGUAUGAUUUAAACUUCAAGAAAGAGCCAAAUGAUGGAACUCAUGUUCACUCUGCUCAGAGUCUUGGUCAACUUUAUAUAGACUUUGUGAAAGAAUUUCCUAUUGUGUCAAUUGAGGAUCCAUUUGAUCAAGAUGAUUGGGGUUCGUGGGCUUCACUGCUUUCUUCAAUUGAUAUUCAACUUGUAGGAGAUGAUUUGUUAGUUACCAAUCCAAAGAGAAUAGCUGAAGCCAUCCAGAAGAAAGCUUGCAAUGGUUUGCUUCUAAAGGUUAACCAGAUUGGUACAGUAACUGAAUCUAUUCAGGCAGCACUUGACUCAAAGGCAGCAGGUUGGGGUGUCAUGGUUAGUCACCGGAGUGGUGAGACUGAAGAUAACUUCAUUGCUGAUCUCUCUGUUGGCUUGGCCAGUGGACAGAUAAAGACUGGUGCUCCUUGCCGAAGUGAGCGAUUAGCAAAGUAUAAUCAGCUUCUUCGGAUUGAAGAGGAAAUUGGAAAUGUGCGAUAUGCUGGUGAAGCUUUCAGGUCACCUUAGAGUUAUUCUGAAAAUAUUUCAGCAUCAGAAUCAUUAUCAUCAUUGAUUUUACUAAGAAAACAAACGAGACCAAGGAAAAUCCUGAUUUUUGAUAUAGUUGCUAGUCUUCUGGGCUUGCAGAAAAUCUACUUGGGCAGUUAACCUUAAAAUAUGUAUUUUGAACUGAAAUAAUUACCAAGUGAACAAGUGACGGGUGCUUAAAGACACUUUUGUACUGUGAGGGCGUAGUUAAAUAUAGGCAUCACGCAGUAACAAAGCUGCUUAGGUGUAGCUUUAAAAUGAGAUCUACAUGAUGAGUUAGUUCCGCUGCUCAUAGCAAUAAGAUUUUGUACUGGGCAGUCAUUUGCAAAGGGGAGAGGUUUAGACAUUGUUGUUCGCAGUUCACCGUUUGUAGUUUCUCUCUACAUUUCUAGUGACCACAGGUCUCGCUGUUAUGAU